Messenger RNA from Guillardia theta CCMP2712, 3489 nucleotides. RefSeq lists its product as hypothetical. The coding region runs from base 1 to 3489 and encodes 1162 amino acids. NCBI's taxonomy places the organism in Eukaryota, Cryptophyceae, Pyrenomonadales, Geminigeraceae. The record is from RefSeq and is a predicted model, not a curated record. The transcript is spliced from 13 exons.
AUGUCAGCGACCCAAGUCCCCUUUGGGAGCGCUCCGCACAAGACCGAACUCCCGUACGACUCAUUGCAGUUCCGCAACAGACUGCGGGCGCUGCAAUGCCUGGUCGAAGACGAAGACUGCCUUCUCUUCAUUACAGGCAUUGAUGGAAACUACAACCUCGGGGCUACCAUUGCUCUGAAUUACUUGUUCUUCGGAAGUUCCGGGAUGCAAGUUUGGCAUGCAAGGCGUGACAGCUCCUUUGACGAUGUGGAUCUUGAUCUCCUCCUCUUCCUCCCACUUAUCUGCUCCGUCGAAUCCUUUUGGAAGCUGUACGACCUGUGCGCACCGAUACAUCAGCUCGAAGUCGUGACGCUCUCUCCCAGAGAGGAGGAUGACGUGGACCUCGCGGAGGAAAGGAAGGUGAUGACUUUCCUCGACUUCACCGACAAGUUUCGAGCCGUCUCGAUGGACCUGUCGAAGCCUGUGCAUGGCAAUCUGUCACAGGGGCUGGAGGCUGAUCAACCUCAAGUUGUAGAACACUGGCCUCUCAUCCAAGUCUUCGGGAUCCAGGAGCUCGGGAACCGAGGCUUUUUCACUAUGAACCAUCCUGUCAAGGACAUCUCUGACAAGCUCAUGAAGCUCUACUUACAAGUCGACUCCCACUCGCUGGAGGGCAGUUUGACGUACAGGCAAGACCUUGACAUGCUGGUGUUUCACUGGAAGACUUGUACGAACAUCCUGAACCAGACUGCGGCACAUGAACGUCUGAAGUUGACAGAGGACGCGAUCGUGGAACCGCUUGCCAGUUACUUCGAGUACGGAAUCCUGAGGGCUUUCAAUCAACAUGCGCAGAGCUCUUGGAAGCCACGUGCGACCUUCGGGUUGAGAACGAACGAGAAAAGUUCGCAUGCCAUCGCAAGCAUCAAGGUGGAAAACUCUGGAAUAGAUCAAAAACCAGCAGUUCACUUUGUCAUCGAAGCUGCAGAGCCAAACGGGCCGUUGCGAACAGCUCGAACAUACUUUCUAAGCAAUGGGGGUGCUGGGGCAAGGGUGAGAACUUUUGAUUGGGACGGCAAUGAGACCAAGCAGGAGGACAACAGACUAGAAAGAGCUGGGAGGUCAGCGUACGCGAGAUACCUCAUGAUGGCCUACUGCGCUGUGAUCCACGUGCACGAGAAGCUGAUGAAGUCUUGGUGCGAGGGAAGCGUGUCAAGCGUCGCCGACCUAAAGAAACAUGCGACCGAGAGCCUGAAAGCCCUGGACCUCGACUGGUUCCGCAACUAUGAUUUCGAAUCGGACCUGGAUGUUCAACUCCUGGCGUUCGACAACAUCGGCAACCCUGUCGAGGCUGUUCGGGGAUCCCCUCACAUGAAGUAUCUGAGAGUGAACAUGUAUCACGUGAAGAGCUUGGAUCAGACUCCGACGGAUCUAGGAGCGGUCUGCUACGGAGACACCUUCCUUGAUCUGCGAUCCUCCUCCUCGCAUCCGAGCCAACCGUCCAAGUCCAGAUUCCUCAACGUGACUGCUCCCAUUCCACGUCACCAGGGAUGGAUUCUACCUGGGCAGGAAGAAGACACCGAGUAUAUGUAUGCUCUUCUAUCACGCCUGCAGGCCUCCAAGAGGAACCGGCACAACUCCAUGGGAGCGCUGCUGCUCGAGAGCCCCCUCGAAGGGUUUUGCCUGUGCACACAUAUAAAGGAGCUGCCGAGGGUGUACGGUGACCUCUGGGUGCUGGAGAAAGGAUUGAUCUUCUCGAGUCACCAGCUGGGCUCUCUGGCCCUUGACUUGAAGCACGAUGUCUCCUCCUGCGAGCUCUUCAACGUUGACUUCGUCGCCCGUGACGACUGCGAGCUCGCGUUUGCGGUGUUCGAGGUCAAGGAAGGAAUGCAGCGCUAUGGCAUCACCGAGGUAUCCCUCUCGCCCCGCAACUCUCGCCUCGUGCUCGCCUCCAGCGCUUCCGACAGGAGGAAGUUCGCAAGGGAUGUGUGUCCCAGCUGGAGGUCGAGCUUGGAGGCGGAUGGAGUGAGAGUGAGAGUAGUGGAGAAGGAAGAGCUCGAGCAGUUCAAGGAAGCCAACCACGUCACCUUGGAUGCCGAGCACACAGCUCGCAAACAGGAGUUAGACAGCUUCCUCAGCUGCUACCGUGAGCAGGAAGCCCUCGUUAUGUGCCCUGCCUUCCCGGAGGCAGCGGAUAGGCAGAGGGAUCAGGUAGGCGAGCAGGAGCUCAUCGUGGUUGUCGGGCAACCGUGCUGCGACAAGAAGAGGCUCGUGGAGAAGAUGAUCGACAUCUCCGGGGACCGCACCGCCUACAACCUCAUCACGUACACCUCGACCAACUGCAGCCGGGGAGACCUCGAGGGCCUCCAGCAGGUGCUCCUCAGCAACGCGUCCUCUCAUCGAGGCAAGGUCCACGUGCUCGUUCUAUCCACGUUUAGCUCCGUCCUCCCCAUCGCUGAGUUCCUUGCUGGCAACGAGGAGCUCCGCAGGACCGUGAGGCUCAGGAAGAUCCACAGCGUCCUCGACGCUCCUUCUGUUGUUCGCUCCGAGAGUCUCUCCGUCCAUCCUUCAUGCUCGCAGCAGAUCCUCGCCGGCAUCGUCUCCUGCAUCCUCCUCGUCAACGUGGAGCAGGCAGAGGACAUGACCCUCGUUCAGCGGAUGCUCAAGGGCAUCAACCACCACAGCCGCUUGCUCCUCACCAUCGCUGGCUCGCUGACGAAGCAGGCGGACAUCGAACUUGUGCUGGGAGGAGGUGGCGACCUCUCGUUCGCCAGCGACAAGAUGCGCGGCAUCCGCGCCUCGUUGUACCCUGAGAGUUUUGCGAGGAGGGGAGGGGCUUUGCCCAGCUGCUCGACACCUGAGAAGUUCGAAAGGUUUCGAUUUCCGCUGCCUCCUUCACUUUGUCUCUCCAAGCAGCUGCUCGUCCGCUCCUUGCGGCCUCUCUUCGCUACCAAACUCGACAACAUCCAGUCGUUCGCAGCAGCUGCCAGCAAGCAAAAAAGCAUGAACCUCAUGUGCGUCAAGAUUUGCGCGAAGUUUGCGGGGGAGGAAGGGAAACCAGCUGAGCUCAAGAUCAUGAAGCUGAGGCGUCGGAGCCUCGUCAUCACCCCCCUGCCUGCUGGGGCUGAGCUGAGCCUAGAGGCUGGCGGACAGCACGUAGACCUCCAGCUCAUCAUUUCCUCCGUCCUCGCCGGUCGCUCGAGCGUCCCCAGGCUGCUGGUGGUGCCGCGGAAGGCGGAGGAGGUGGGGGCGGAGGAGCGGGAGAAGCUGAAGGAGAAGCACAGGGAGGAGAGCUUGCCCGAGGGCUUCUACUACAACGGGAUGAAGUUCGUGGACUUCGAGGGGAACGUGCUGAAAGAGCACCCGCUCAUGUCGUCGUGGAUCGCCGAGUUGCUGAAGGAGGAGGCGCGAGAGAUGGAGCAGAAGAAUCAGAGCAUCCGGCAGGCGAUGGAGGCGGUGGAGGAGGAGGAGCGAAGGUGCAUGUUGCACGCAGCAGAAGCGAAGGCGAUGUGA